This is a messenger RNA of Cherax quadricarinatus, 3902 nucleotides long. The record is from RefSeq and is a predicted model, not a curated record. NCBI's taxonomy places the organism in Eukaryota, Metazoa, Arthropoda, Malacostraca, Decapoda, Parastacidae.
GAUGGCCCGGGGAGAGAGACGCCUGACACACAAGGGUCUACAAGGGGCACUGAUGAUAUCCUUCUACAGGGAGGAACCUCGGUUUAACCAGCCCCACCAGCUGCUGACGCUGUUAAUGGAUGUUGACUCUUUAAUUACUAAAUGGCGGUAUAAUCACGUAAUGAUGGUACAGAGAAUGAUUGGAUCACAGUUGUUUGGUACUGGCGGAUCAUCUGGGUACCAGUACCUGCGAUCCACACUCAGUGAUCGUUACAAAGUGUUCCUGGACUUGUUCAACUUAAGCACCUUCCUGCUGCCUCGUAACUCAGUACCACCACUCACAAGACAGAUGAAAUGUCGUCUCAGCAUCAUGGACGACACAGAACAAGCCAAGGACCACAACGACCUUCCCAAAGACUCUUCCAAACUACCACCAACUGCGCCAUCUUCAGCCCUCACAGCCUCACACUUCCCGUGUACUCCUGAUGCUGCAGACGAUAAGAUCUCCUCAGACAGUGACCUGGAUAAGAGUCUGGAGAACAGCAUCGAAAGAUCUUGUGAAGCCUCCAUGUGAGGGGUAAAUCCCUGUGAGAGCGGCCUAGCAGGAAGACACAAGUACUAGUAGCUCUCUCUCGUGGGAUGGCCCUGCCCGGGCCAUGGGCACAACACAAGCCUGUGUACCCACCAUGACUUAACAAUAAACAAAGAAGCCUCCGAAGACGUAUCAUUAACCAUCCGCUACCAGAAUACUAAACAAACCCCUUAUAAUUGGUACCAGCGGUGGUCGCAGCAGUGUGUUUGCCCAAAGCGAGGAAGGAAGAGGGAUGAAGUCAUCUUCACUUCAUCAUCCCAUACAAGAAGCAUCCGUCUCUCAACGAGUUAUCCUGAUGUCGUGUCUGCACUUUUGAGCAUCCAGACACAGGUACAAGCAGGAUCCCAGCCGAAAUUUGUCGAAAUUUUUCGAGAAUUGUAAGUGGCGUCACAGUGACCCCAUGCUACAGCGUCCCACGCUAGCGUCCCACGCUGUUUCUCACGUCACGUGUUCAGCAUCACUUGUAUGUUGCUGUUGUUGUUGUUCAGCUCAGCACAGCUGUUUCAGCAAGCCAGAGGCGAGUUUUGUGGUGAUUUCUGCGUCCAGUGUGAGCUUCUCCACGUGUUUGUGGGUGGGGGAGGAGAGGAGAGGAAGUGGCUGUUUCUCACCUUGCCCAUGCUCGCCCUGCUCACGCUCUGUUGUGUUUUCUGCUGUUUUCCAUGUGAAUUCAUUGCCAGAGCUGUGUAUCCGAGUGCCCGAGGCCACUCGAAGCUACUUGGAUCAGCAUGCCACGUAGAUCACGAUGCCACGUGGAUCGCGACGCCACGUGGGUGUGGGCAAUGUGACGUAGACCUACGAGCUACGUGAGUUACCAGAUGUCCCAGGCCACAUGCUGUGGUCUGCUGCCCGCAUCACAUUGACGUCACCCACAAUGCUGCCCGACUUCAUGACGUCAUGAUGUCUGCCUGAUGUCACCUCAAGAUGUCUGCUGACGUCACCUCGAGAUGUCUGCUGACAUCACCUCGAGAUGUCUGCUGACGUCACCUCGAGAUGUCUGCCUGACGUCACCUUGAGAUGUCUGCUGACGUCACCUCGAGAUGUCUGCCUGACGUCACCUCGAGAUGUCUGCUGACGUCACCUCGAGAUGUCUGCUGACGUCAUCACGCCUGACAUCACAUGAUGUCACAUCGAGUGUUUCUAGUAAUUAUUUUAGUAUUGUCGAGAAGAUUGAGAGAAAAUAUAUGUCGUGUGUUAAUUAAUUCCUCUCAGUCAGUGUUCUCACAUUUUAGUACAUGUCUUAGUGUCAGUUUUAUGCACAGAAAAGCAUCAUUUGCUAGUUUAAGCCAUGUUAGUGUACCGCAGGUGUGUAAAGUUUCCGUGUCCAGUGAGGUCUGAGCCAGACCUGAGUAGCACCACUGUGUUAAGUCACCCGUGUGACCAGUGUGUUUGACAGCUGAUUACUCAGCCCUGAGCGUAUGAGCCCUCUUGUACAGAAAGCUUUUAUGCUCGUCGCUCGUGUUGUUCUGCAGAAUCGUACCUGCUACGAUUCCCAUCGAGAUUUGUUUCACUUCACCUCCAGACCAUCAGAGUGCAGUUAUAUGUAGAGAAACAAGUCUGGGGAUGCUUAGACUAACCUCUGCUAUAACUCCAACUGUCGAGAGAUGAUACUCGUCAAGCCGCAGCCAGCCCUGUCGGCAGGCGCUGUGUCAGCCUCGUGUCACAAGCUUCAGUGAGCAGCCUGCACAAAGAUGAUGUCACUUUGACUGCUAGCUCUCUAACUGCAGUCUGGUGUAUGAUGUUACGACUCCCAGAUGUUUCGCCCAGUCGUCUCUGCCACGACUCGCUCCACAACUCGCUCCACGCUCGCCGGCAAUGACAGCCCAGUGACAGUACCAGUCGAGAAGUGUCCUCCUGAGUCGCUUGCCAGAAGUCCUGCCCAGUUGCCGAGUUUUGUCGACACCUCACUCGAGGGCACCAGCAUGUUGUGCCCCAGGUUGAGUGAAACCUGCAGCGACUCCUACGAUGACUGCUUCACCAUUCCAGAGGAGACCGUAACCUGUUAUGUCACAGCUCAGCCGCAGCGAUGUCUCCCGUGUUGCAGUCUGUCCAGACACAGAAAGGCGUGCAGUGAUGCCCUUCGACGCUCACUGCCUAUGACCACGAUGUUUAGCACACCCCACAUGUUUUUUUCUUCCCUCCCUGUAGGAAGUUUUUUUUUCCAUGUCCAUAUGUAUAUAUAUGUUUUUAUUUUGUGUUCUGUGCCCUGUUCCUACGAGAGAGAGACCGAGUUUCUUUUACUACCAGUAUUGUCGCGUCGGGACGACGCGCGGUAGGUGGCCGAGCGUAUGUAGACAGCCUGUACUGUCUGCACAGACAGCCCCUGCUGUCUGCCAGCUUAGUUCAUAUUUCACGCCAUGCUGGUGCUGCCACCUAUAGGCCUUGCCACUUCAGUAUGCCCAGACUUGCCUCUCCCUCACUCACACAGCGGCCUAGCAGGAAGACACAAGGCCUCCCAGCUCUCUCUCGUGGGCAUAGCCCUCCCGGGCCAUGGGCACAACACAAGCCUGUGUACCCACCACGACAUUAAUAAUAAAGUAAGAAGCCUUCGAAGACGUAUCAUUUAACUACCCGCUUACAGCCUACCAAACAAACCCCUUAUAUAUACCUUGUACAUGUACUUGUAGACCUUGUACAUGUACUUGUAUACCUUGUAUAUGUACUUGUAUACCUUGUACAUGUACUUGUAUACCUUGUACAUGUACUUGUAUACCUUGUACAUGUACUUGUAUACCUUGUACAUGUACUUGUAUACCUUGUACAUGUACUGGUAUACCUUGUACAUGUACUGGUAUACCUUGUACAUGUACUUGUAUACCUUGUACAUGUACUGGUAUACCUUGUACAUGUACUAGUAUACAAGUACAUGUACAAGGUAUACCAGAAAAAUCAGAAAAUCAACAGAAAUACUGGUGGUAAAUCAGCUUACCAGGAGACGGCUGGAGGUGAAGUAACUCUCCAGACUCCAACCUUCACCAACCACCAGGUGAGACUGGAAGUAGUGACUCUUCAGACUCCAACCCUCACCAACCACCAGGUGAAGUUAAUACUACCAAGACUACAGAUCAGACCCCAGGAAGUGAAGUUUGCCCUCAGCCCACUAGAUGGUAGUUCUGGUAGUAACAAGCUAAUGGGUCCUGGGUGUCUGAACCACCACAACAUCCCACUUAAUACCCACUUUUCCCUCGCACUUGGAUUAGGCUAAAUUAAAUUAUGCUUGUUAUAAUAAGGUCAGGAAAGUUUUCUAAGGUUCUUAUGGUAGAAGAUUAUUAAUUUUUAUAUUAACAUAAAUGAAAAAAAUAUAUCUUUAAACGUAUAAGAGAAAAUUUAAAAA